Phodopus roborovskii (desert hamster) is the source of this 1892-nucleotide messenger RNA. It is a transcript of the gene Glo1, whose product is annotated as glyoxalase I. Bases 36 to 590 code for a protein of 184 amino acids. The transcript is spliced from 6 exons. Gene Ontology annotation, molecular function: metal ion binding; lactoylglutathione lyase activity. The record is from RefSeq and is a predicted model, not a curated record. NCBI's taxonomy places the organism in Eukaryota, Metazoa, Chordata, Mammalia, Rodentia, Cricetidae.
UUGUUAGAACUGGUCAGUGAUCCUCCAAGGCGGCCAUGGCAGAGCCACAACCCGCGCCUAGCGGCCUCACGGAUGAAGCCGCCGUUAGCUGCUGCUCGGACCCGGACCCCAGCACCAAGGACUUCCUAAUGCAGCAAACGAUGCUGAGAAUUAAGGAUCCUAAGAAGUCCCUGGAUUUUUAUACUAGGGUUCUUGGACUGACGCUACUCCAAAAGUUUGAUUUUCCUUCGAUGAAAUUUUCGCUCUAUUUCUUGGCUUAUGAGGAUAAGAAUGACAUCCCUAAAGAUAAGAGUGAAAGAACAGCAUGGACGUUUUCCAGAAAAGCUACACUUGAGCUGACACACAACUGGGGCACCGAAGAUGAUGAGACCCAGAGUUACCACAACAGCAACUCAGACCCUCGGGGAUUUGGUCACAUUGGGAUUGCUGUCCCUGAUGUCUACAGUGCCUGUAAACGAUUUGAAGAGCUGGGAGUCAAGUUUGUGAAGAAACCUGAUGAUGGUAAAAUGAAAGGUCUGGCAUUCAUUCAAGAUCCUGACGGCUACUGGAUUGAAAUUCUGAAUCCUAACAAAAUAGCAGAGAUUAUUUAGCUCUGCAAGAAUGCUCUUUGGGGUGUCGGUGAAGGUGGGGACAAGAAACAGCCGCAUGAUACAAGAUGUGAAGGCACCGGAGGCAUCGAGAACUGAGGGAUCUCUGCUACAGUUCAGGCAUUCUGAAAUCCUUUUCAUUAUCCUGUUUCAGGGCUUUGUUUUUCUUUCUUUUUUUUUUUUUUUUUUAAUUCUCCCCUCGUAUUUAGUUAACCCAAUUUUUAAGUACCAGUUUAUCUUAUGACCUUGACAAAGUUGUGUGACUUGACUUUUUAGAUAAUAAUUAGUAACAAUUCCCUCCCUCAGAGACCACAUCUGUUAUAGCCUGUUUCUUAAAUACUUCUCGAAUGUGGUUUUGAUUCAUCAUUUAAAGUUUUGUUUUAAAUGUUUCUUUUUCUUUUUGGGGGCUGUUACCUUCUGGGGUUUCAAUUCCUCAGAAAUAACUUUUCAUAAUGGAAAGUAAAGAACACUGAACAGGAAUGAAACUUCAUAUGUACUUCAAACAGCAUAGUGUUUAUUUUACAAAAGAGGAGGCACUCUUGAGAGCAGUUCUGAAUCAUGCUGACAAGGACACGGAUAGAAAUACUAAUUUUUUUCUUUUUGUAUAUAUAAAGUACCUUCAAAGUUCAAGGACUAACUUUAUUUUUCUGGGAACGUGCAGAAGGAGGGGAUUAGUAUUACUGGGUAGACAAUGGGCUAGGCUGCAGCAUACUUCAUGAGUACUGUAGCUACCAUGUGAGAAAACAAGCAGCUAGAUACAAAUUGACCUGGUUGUGUCAUCAUUUUUAGUAUCUGGCUUUUAUGUCUCAUUGUACCUCCUGUGUUAGUCUUCUACUGUGAAACCUGCAGUGAGUGAGUGGCCUUGUGCCCUUUGCUCCUGGGCAUAACAACCACAGUGAAAGAAGUAUGGAAGUCUAUGGUGCAGGCCCUUCUAGGUGACACUGUGUGUGAGGCUCACAUGAGUCUUCCCCACCCGAGGUCUUCAUGUGUUCACUUAGGAUAAAUUAUUUCCAGUGAUAACUCAGAUAUCGGGAGUUAGCUCAAUGGUCUACCCUGCUGACUGAUUGACUGAUGGAUUUCUAAGAGGCAUUUUGAAAACUUAUAGUCUGGAAGAUAAAACCCACUUUGAGGUCAAGCUACAUUGAAGUUUCCUGCAGGCUGCAGUGGAAGAUGUCUGAAUGGGUGAUGUCAACUGUUACCCCACCAGAAGCACUUUGCUUCUUUUUGGGAUGAAAUGAAGUUAUGUGAGCAGUUUAAACAAAUCAUUGACUGAAAUAAACCUUUAACGCUGUUUAGUAUGUAAAA